CAUAGCGAUCUUGAGUUAUGGAAUGCGCUUCGUUGUGUGCACUUAAUUAAAAAUUCCAAUCGUAUUUCUGAAAAAGAAGAGUCAAAUAUUAUCUUUCCUAUUUCAGAUCAGAAAAAUCACAAACAAGAACCAAUAAUGCUUGACUCACCUGUCAAAGAAAAUGGAUUAAAUUUUUCUCAAGGUCAACAACAACUAAUUGCAAUAGCCAGAGCACUAGUUCAUCAUUCUAAAUUGAUUAUAAUGGAUGAAGCUACUGCAAGUAUAGAUUUCAAAACUGAUCAUCUAAUACAAGCUACAAUUAGAAAAGAGCUUAAAGAUAAUACUGUUAUUACUAUUGCGCAUAGAUUGCGAACAGUCGCAGACUAUGAUAGAAUUUUGGUUAUGGUUGAAUUCGAUAGUCCAUACAUACUAAUGCAAAGGCUUGAUGGAGUAUUUAGAGAAAUGUGUGUGAGAAGUGGUGAAUUCGCAGAAUUAAUGAAAAUUGCUAAGCAGAAAUAUGAGA
Molecule: messenger RNA, 502 nt
Organism: Racocetra fulgida
Lineage: Eukaryota; Fungi; Glomeromycota; Glomeromycetes; Diversisporales; Gigasporaceae
Source: the annotation of a GenBank genome assembly